This is a messenger RNA of Vigna radiata var. radiata (mung bean), 766 nucleotides long. RefSeq lists its product as uncharacterized. Lineage: Eukaryota; Viridiplantae; Streptophyta; Magnoliopsida; Fabales; Fabaceae. The record is from RefSeq and is a predicted model, not a curated record. The coding region runs from base 58 to 435 and encodes 125 amino acids. The transcript has 2 exons.
UUGAUGGUCCUUGUUUGUUUAGUGUAGUUUGAGUGUUAGUGAGAGUGAUAGAGUGAUAUGGCGUGUCUGAGAUUCUCACAAGCAGCACUACCACAGGCUCAGCUCGGACUAGGGUUUCCUUCGCCACCUCAAUUUCUCUCCAUUGCUCCACCUCUCAAAUUCUCUCUCUCCUCCUCUACCUUCAGGUGCAAAGUUUUUAGGAGGUUGAAAGUGAAUCAGAGGCUGUUGACUGUGUUCGCAACAAACCGUAACUCUGUAGAUGGGAAAUCACCCAAAGAAGGAUCAGAUGUAAAUGAAACUAGCAAUGCUUCUCAGGGUCCUCCUCUCCUUACUAUUUUGGCUGGAUUCUUUGUCCUUUUCGUCGUUUGUUGGAGCAUUUGGUCCAUUAUAGCGUGGCUGAUAAGUUUGAUAGUUACUGCACCUGCUCCGAAAUAAAUUUGAUUAUAAUGUUUGUGUUUGUAUUUUAAGCAUCUGCAUUAGUCCUUAUGAAUUUGUCUUAAUUUCUUUCUACGCUUUUCGACUUAGUAGUAUUUGAGUGCUAAACAUGCUAAAGUGAGCUAAAAGCUGGUAAAGGAUAGAAACAGAAUUGGCAACUCCUAAUGCUGGUCCUAAGUGGGAGAGAGCUUAUGUUCUCGUCUGGGUAUUGUCAACCAUCUUUUAGUUAUAGAUUCCAUUGGGGCUGUGACUUUCUCAAUAAAUAGAUUUUUUUCUUCUCGAAAGACGCAACACAACUUCAUAUUAUCAUAUCUCUCUUGUUUUCAUCUCA